AUGUCAGGAGGAUUAGACUCAGACACAAGUCGACCCAUAAGAUGGUGGUGGCUGCUGUUUACAGCUCUUACAAACUCUGUCAUUUGCAACAAAGACGCCCAGUUUAAGCUGACGGUGGGCCUUCAGGCACCUCGGAACAUUUCUUACCCUUUCAGUUUGCUCAGGCUGGGGUCAGCGAUGCAAAUAGCCAUGGACAAGAUCAACUCAAAUCCAGCUCUCAGUGGAAACUUCACCUUUGACUUCGUCUACAUGGACACAGACUGUAACGCCAAAACCUCACUGCGGGGUUUCAUCGAGCAAGUAAUGGAGCAAAACGUGUCCGCGCUAUUUGGUCCCCCCUGUCCUGAGGAGGCAGAAGUCACUGGGCUCAUUGCAUCUACUUGGAACAUUCCCAUGUUUGGAUUUGUUGGUCAGACACCAAAAAUGGAUAACAUUCUGGUGUACGACACCUAUAUAAAAAUUGUACCUCCCCUUAAAAGGGUAGGAGAGAUCCUUCUUAAAACCUUGGAAUUCUUCGGAUGGAAGCAUGUUGGCAUGAUAGGAGGCGGAGCGGAUGCAAACACAUGGGACAGUGUUGAGGCCCUUUGGAAGUCUGUGGAACAGCAACUUCGAAGCAAAGUAACAGUGACCAUGGGCAUCAAGUUCGACACCAGUGACCUGGAACAGGCAAAGAGGAACUUGCAAAUCCUCUCUAAGGUUGCGAGAGUUGUGGUUGUGCUUGCUAAUGCUGAGGACUCCACAGCUCUGAUGAUUGAAGCUCAGAAACUGGGCCUGAUGAGUGGAGAGUAUGUUUUCCUACUGGUUCAGCAGUUUGAGGUCAGUGGCAAAGUGGACAACAUGUGGAAGUCUUCUGUGAGCGAAACUAAUAGAACAAUGCUAAAGGCUUUUGACAUGGUGUUUGUACUAGCUCAGAAGUCCUAUGAUGGAUAUGACUACUAUGACUUCUUCGAUCAGGCUUAUGAUAAACUGAAAGGUGCUCCUUUUUACAGCAAUCUGUCAUCAGUAAAAGAGGUAAGCUCAUAUGCUGCCUAUUUACAUGACGCUGUCUUACUUUAUGCCAUGGGGCUCAAAGAAGCAUUUAAAAGUGGCAAAGACAUCCGUCAUGGACGAGAAAUUCUCCAAAAACUCAGAGACAGGACAAGCAUUAGAUUUUAUGGAGCUUCGGGUUUGGUUCACUUUGAUGAAUAUGGAGAGAGGAACCUAGAUUAUUCAGUAUAUGACCUGCAACAAACAGAAACGUUAUUAAAAUUUGUCUCUGUUUUGGAUUUUGACAGCCAUACGAAAAUGAUCAAACCCACAUUAAGGUUUUCGAAUAUAGUUUGGCAAUACGGCAAACCCCCGACAGAUAAUCCAAGCUGUGGUUUUGAUAAUGAGCUCUGUGAAUGGUUAGACAAUGAGAUCUCUCUUCUGGUUCUGCUGGUGGCUUUGCCGCUGAUUGGAGUGGCAGCAGUGGCUUUGAUUACUUCGCUGACUCUACAGAAGCUGCGAUUACAAACCCGCCUGGAUGAAUCCAAUUGGUGGCUCAUCAGCUACAGUGAUAUAACAAUCCUCAGAGAGCCCAAAGGAACACAAACCCUGUCUGUAAACACAACACCAAGCAAAUGUGGCAGUGGUGGCUCUCAGUCCAUGCUCUCCUCCAACAGCUGUAACACUAAAGAAGCCAUCUACGCUACCGUCGGACUCUUUCAGGGAAACGAGGUGGGCAUAAAAUACUUGAAAAAUCAAAUCCUCACUGAUAUCAAGAAACCUUCGGUCAUCGCGGAGUUCAAUAUGCUGAAAGAAAUGAAGCAUGAGAACCUGGUACAAUUCUUCGGUGUAUGUAUUGAUCCACCGAAUAUCUGUAUCGUCAUGCAGUAUUGCAAGAAAGGGAGCUUGAAGGAUGUUCUUGGAAACAAUGAAAUUGAUCUGGAUUGGAUGUUCAAACUGUCCUUUGCGUAUGACAUUGUAAAUGGCAUGGAGUACAUCCAUAAGAGCAGUCUGAAGUCUCAUGGAAACCUGCGGCCCAGCACAUGUCUGGUGGAUAGCAGGCUGCAGAUCAAACUCUCCGGCUUUGGCCUGUGGGAGUUCAAAUGUGGCACCAAACACAGACUGAUCCCCCUGGAUAAUCCGAAAUAUGAAGAGAUGUACUGGACCGCUCCUGAGUUUUUGAGAGAGAUCUUCUACCCUUUCAAUGGCACCCAGAAGGGGGACGUCUAUAGCUUUGCCAUAAUCAUCCGAGAGCUCAUGUACAGUACAGAGGUGGGCCCAUAUCACGACGUUCAUCUGGAACCAAAAGAGAUCAUUAAGCAGUUAAGGACCCCUAUGAGUGAGGAGCCUCUUAGACCCACCCUGUCUGCUGACAUCUGUGAUGAACGUCUCAUCCCCUUAAUAAAAGCCUGCUGGAGUGAAAACCCAGACCACAGACCCCCAUUCGGCAGUAUCAGGAGACAACUGAGAGACGCUUGUCCCGAAAGCCAUGCUAACAUCCUGGACAACAUGGUGAACAAACUGGAGAAAUAUGCCAAUCAUCUGGAAGAAGUGGUGGAGGAGAGAACCAGUCAGCUGACCGUAGAGAAGAGCAGGGCUGAUAAGCUUCUCUCUAGCAUGCUGCCCAGGUAUAUUGCUGAUCAGCUUAUGGCUGGAAAGUCAGUGGAGCCCAGAAGUUAUGAAAUGGUGACUAUCUUCUUCUCUGACAUUGUGGGUUUCACCACUAUGUGCUCUGUUAGCUCUGCUCUGGAGGUGGUCACUCUUCUCAAUGACCUCUACAGCCUUUUUGAUGAUAUCAUCAAACUAUAUGAUGUCUACAAGGUGGAGACUAUUGGAGAUGCAUAUAUGGUGGCCAGUGGACUUCCUAUCAGUAAUGGUACUCUUCAUGCCGAGGAGAUCUCUACUAUGGCACUGCACUUCCUCUCUGCCAUCAAAAGGUUCAAAAUAAGGCACCUGCCCAAUGAGAGACUGGCCCUACGAAUUGGGAUCAAUUCUGGCCCAGUGGUUGCUGGAGUUGUGGGUAGUACAAUGCCUCGCUACUGUUUAUUUGGAGAUACAGUCAACACAGCUUCUAGGAUGGAGAGCAAUAGUCUUCCACUGAAAAUCCAUAUCUCUCAGAGCACUGCUGAUAUUCUCUUGAAGAUUGGCACAUUUGAACUGGAGGAAAGGGGCGAUAUUGAAAUUAAGGGAAAGGGAACACAGAAAACGUUCUGGUUGUUGAGCAAAUCUGGAUUCACGUUUCCACCCACUGGCCAGGACAGUAAUCCAAGUCCUAAAUCAGGAUCAGAUUCUUGUCACAUCAUGUCUAAACAGGAGAAAACCAGAGCAGCAAAUGAUGGAGAUUUUAAAGAGAGAAGAGCAAUCCAACGGACAUCGGCAAUGGCUAAAAUGACAGACAUGCACACACUUACUGUACCUGACGUCUAG
Molecule: messenger RNA, 3393 nt
Organism: Danio aesculapii
Lineage: Eukaryota; Metazoa; Chordata; Actinopteri; Cypriniformes; Danionidae
Gene: gucy2g
Product: guanylate cyclase 2g
Exons: 21
Coding region: 1-3393 (1130 amino acids)
Biological process (GO): receptor guanylyl cyclase signaling pathway; intracellular signal transduction; protein phosphorylation
Cellular component (GO): membrane
Molecular function (GO): guanylate cyclase activity; protein kinase activity; ATP binding
Source: RefSeq, a predicted model, not a curated record